This is a messenger RNA of Ectocarpus siliculosus, 3593 nucleotides long. The record is from the annotation of a GenBank genome assembly. Lineage: Eukaryota; Phaeophyceae; Ectocarpales; Ectocarpaceae.
AUGCUGCUGAGACACCGCGACGGGACCCUGCCAAGAGAUGACUACGUGCAGCUCAUGAUGUGCCUGCGUCCGGACUGCGACAAGGAUCACACUUCGGCACUGUUCAGCGCGGCCAAGAAGGCGGAAGAACAGCAAUCGAACUCCGUCGCCGCCGUCGAAGACGAUCGCAACCUUCUAUCCAAGACUGGCUUCUUCAUGCUCUGUGCCCUUGGCACGGCCGACAUAUCACGGACGCAAAACGAACGCAUGAAAAUGUACCGCCGGAGCCGCCGGAGAAAGUCCGGAAGGAAGUGGGCGCGAGCUCGAGCUCGACUCGAUGGGUAUCAGAUUGUGCGAGCGGGAGACAAUCCCGAGGGAAGGCCGGCUUGGGCAUACCCCCUCGGGGCCGUCCUGAUUUUUUACUUCUGCCUCCAGGCGGCCUUGAGGAUGAUCGCUGGUGGGGUUCGUCCGUACUUCUUGGAGUGGCGGAAUAUCCUCGAGAUGUCGCUCAAUAUGGUCGGAAUCGCGUACUACGCCCAACUUUGGCCACGAGGGCAGGCGUUUCAUAGCUUCUAUCAAAUACUCCAGGCAUUAAGACUCGAGCUCUUGUGGAUCAACCUUCACCUUCUAGGACCUACCAGCUCAGACGUCGCGACCCGACUCGAGUUUGUCUUUCCGGCUGUAAUACGGGCAUCCUUCGUGCUCUUCGCCCUCACCUACACCUACGCGGUCGUCGCGUACGCCAUGUACUGCUCGACACCACUGGGAGGGGAACCCAUCGGGGACUUGAAAGACGACAGCAUGGUCAAGAGGUUUGCAGCCGUGAAGGAAGUCGCGAACUUCGCCACCUUGCCGCGGUCCUACGCGUCCAUGAUGUACGUCGUGAUGUUCAGCAACUGGCCCAUGUUCAUGGACGCGGCCGGAGUGGUGGGCAACUUGGUGGUGGCCAAGGUGUUCUUCUACUCAUUCAAAGCCAUCGGCUUCUACUUCGUCAUGCCGGUACUCCUCGGGUUUAUCGUCACGAGCUACAUGAACGCCCACGUGCCCACCGUCGAAGACCCCCCCAAACCACCGGCGGCGGCGAGGAAAUCGCUCCCCCCACGGCAAGCAAGCAGCAGCCGCAGCCCUCUCAUCGGCAGCAAGGGGACCCCACCGAAUCGUGGAGCAGGAGGCGGGCGGGGGGGGGCGGCUGGCGACGAGGAGAAGGCUUCUCCUUUGGUGCGAUUUCGCAAGGGCCUUCAGAGGCGGUCUAGCUUCGGCGACGAGCCCACUAGAUCGAAGGACCGCGGCAAGUUUGGCUACUCGACCCUGGCCGACGGCGCGCACACGGAGAUCGACGUGGCCGCCUUAGCGGUGCCGAGGGGGAGCCAAGAAGCUCUGGCAGAGCUCGGGCAAGGCGAGGGCGACUACGACGAGGUCGAAGACGAAGACCCGUCGGCCGAAGGUCGGGACAGGGAGGAUCAAGAGGACGAAAACAGCGGUGGCGGCGAUGGCGACGAUGAGGUCGAAGACGACGUUGCUACCGAGCUCUGGGAUGCGGGCAAGCGCAGAGGUAGAGAGCGAGCUUACUCCGUCGACUCUUCCACCGAGGAGGAGGAGGAGGACCAUCACGCCCCCGUCAUGGUUGCGUCUCGAGCGCGGUCCUUGUCUCAGACGUUCUGGGGGGUACACCAGGCAAGGGACGGCGGUGCUGCCAACACGACCGUUAUGCAAGGGGCUCUCGCUCGACUCGAGAACGAGCUAGCCAACCUGAGGGCCGAAAACGAAAGCCUCCGAGCUGAUUUAGGCCCUCGGGAGGUGAGCACGAGGCUGCACGUCGCUGAAAUGCUUAAGGAGGUGCAGACGCCGAUGCAAGACGGUGCUUCCACUUCUGCUGGACAGAAGCCGUAUCGGCAGCCCAGCGUCGGCGUCGGCGCAGCCAAUGCCGCCGCUGGGGAAACGGAGAGCCCCUUGCCCAGCACAUCUCCGGAAGGGGACGGUUCUCUGCGCUCGCGGGUGGUUGGCUCGUCAAAUACGAUAUGGGGGAUGCAAGCCAUCUUGGAGACCGAGGACGGCGAAGAAACAGGCCAAGAUCUCGUCUGAUUCUUUCUGCUGAACUAUACUAUCGUGGGAACUUGGACGAUUUUGUUUCUGUUUUCUACACUGUUCGCUCUCUGCCUCGUGCGAAGUAUCAGAUAUUCGGUUGUCAAAUGUGUUGGAGUUGCUUAUUUUCUGAUCUCCACUCUAAAGCUCAAAAGGCAUGGUCUGUGAUCAACCAAUUGGAAUUCCGAAACAUUCCGUAUUCGUGCGUGGAGGUAGAUUGGUCGAAUUGUACCGGUAAUGGCGGUUUAGUACAUCGUAGAUGGGAACCUUGAGGGACAUGCUAGGAGAGACUUUGGGAUACGAGUUGAGGUCCCCCCUUCGACUGGUUUUGGCCUGGCACUCCUCCUUUCUCCUCCUUUCUCCUGCUCGUCCUCUCUGAUGUCGCCCCUACGAUCUGUUACAUGCCGUUAACAACACUCUUUUGACUCUGGAGCUCACACAUCAUAGGCAUAUAUGAACAAGCCGAACCCCGCUCUUUGAGGCAUUUGUAGUGUGAUUAUUUGCUUAUUUUUCGUCCGGGUAGGGGCCACGUUUUGCACACAUGUGAUUGGUAUCGUCCUACAGGCAGUGUGAUGGACGUCAUCCGACUGGUCGGGUGCGCUAAUCGCGCACGACUGUCGACGUGUCCGUCUUGGUUGCGUACGUUAUCCUUGUCGUUGGGUCCUGGGGUUCACAGUCGGCCUUGGAUAGCUGGUGAGUGCUUUGAGUCCUCCUGGCGUUUUUGGUCCAUUGAUGCCGAAGGUUUCGGUGCGGAUCCGAAAAUUAGAUUCAUGUUUGAUUCAUUCGAGGUUGUAGUGUGUUCUCGGUUAUGUUUUACGGUUUGUUUUUUGUAUGAGUUGCCUUUUGUUUAUGUGCGAAAAUAAGAGUAGCGACGCUCAAUCAACCCUCGGCUUGUAGUAGCUGGCCGUUUUCUCCUCACAACGAAGAUCAUGCGAGGGAAUGACAAGGCGCGUCGGGAACCGAGGACAAAAGACCGGCGAGAUCGCGUCAGUGUUCGCCAUUUAGCUGUUACAGCAGCUGCGGUCUCCCCAUGAAGUUUUUUUUGUUACCCCAUGACCGGCCCAUGCGUGUGAAUUUAUCUACCUUGUACGCGUUAUCCCCAUUCCCAGAUUUGUUAAAGGGUCACGUUGUUUUUUGUGUGGAUUGGUUGGGGUGUUGUUCCACUGCUGACGUUUUGCUCUUGAUAUGUUCGUUUGCCGUCGGUAUUGUUUGUUUGAUGUUGGUGUAAACGCCGCUUUCUAGAGUGUCACCAAACAGAUAUUAACACAGAUCACAACAGCAGCAUUCGGUUGAACUUCGUUUGAGGGUUCGUAUAGCCUGCAGUCUAGUCUUCUACCGCUGUUUGUGUGCAUGAAGAAGAGCAGAAUAUGCAUGGGAACAAUCGGUUCGCCGAAGCUCGCGCUGGUAGAUACUUGAUACAGACACAUUUCCCAGAGAAGUUGCAGAAUACGAGAGGUCUUCUGCAUGUCCUGCAUGCAGUAACGCCUGUCUUGAUGCCGGUUGUUGAUAGAGGCACAUCGAUCUUCACGGCG